Syzygium oleosum is the source of this 1521-nucleotide messenger RNA. Its product is annotated as tRNA (carboxymethyluridine(34)-5-O)-methyltransferase. Bases 35 to 1180 code for a protein of 381 amino acids. The record is from RefSeq and is a predicted model, not a curated record. Gene Ontology annotation, biological process: tRNA wobble uridine modification. The transcript has 2 exons. Gene Ontology annotation, molecular function: tRNA binding; S-adenosylmethionine-dependent methyltransferase activity. Lineage: Eukaryota; Viridiplantae; Streptophyta; Magnoliopsida; Myrtales; Myrtaceae. Gene Ontology annotation, cellular component: nucleus; cytoplasm.
UCUUGUGUCUGGUUAGCCACUGUGUUUCUUGUUGAUGAUCAAUACCUUCCUGAGAGAAAAUAGAUGCUCGUCCGCAACUCGGAAGGCAUUGCGUGUUCCAACAAGUUCAAGGGCCUGGCUAUCUAAGACCUAUAGUACUAUGCGAGAAGAUAACAGUUUUUCCACUGGAUGUGGUAGCGACUUAAUCCAGAAAUCUGCUUCCACAUGUGACGACGAGAAAUGCUCCUCCAGAAAUGUGGAGUACACCCCGGAAAUAGAAAAGAAGUAUGUUCACCGUGUUUAUGACGCUAUAGCUCCUCAUUUCAGUUCCACUCGAUUUGCUAAGUGGCCAAAGGUUGCCACCUUUCUAAAAACUCUGCCUCCAGGAUCGCUCAUCUUGGAUGCAGGUUGUGGAAAUGGGAAGUACUUGGGCUUGAAUCCCGAUUGCUAUUUCAUUGGAUGCGAUAUAAGUGCUCCCCUGAUCAAAAUAUGUGCAGAUAGAGAGCAUGAGGUUCUGGUUGCGGAUGCUGUCAAUCUUCCUUACAGAACUUGUUUCGGGGAUGCUGCAAUCUCAAUAGCCGUGUUGCAUCACUUGAGUACGGAGAAUAGGAGGAAAAGAGCGAUUGAAGAGUUAGUUCGUGUCGUGAAAAAGGGCGGACUGGUUCUGAUAACUGUUUGGGCUGUAGAACAGGAAGAUAGAUCAUUGCUUACCAAGUGGACUCCUCUAGCACCGAAAUAUGUGGAAGAAUGGGUAGGACCAGGAAGUCCCCGAGUUCGCAGCCCUUCAUCUUUGAUGUUGGAAAGCAUCCCAGAGACAGAUGACAGUUCCGUACAGAGCAUGAGGGAAGUUACAGUUAAUAUAGCUGCGGAGCCAGAGAAGACUCAGAAUUUAAAUCAUUGUGGAGAGGAUGAGGCAUUGGCAUCGAGACAAGAAAAGAAUAUCAAGGAUCAACAGGAAUACUUUGUACCUUGGCACUUACCCUAUCAUCGUGCUGAAGUCAGUGGAGCUUCCAUGACUGCUCUUGCAAGUGGUUUGGCAAAAAAGGAUGAUAAGAAGGGUGCCGUAGUGUAUAAUAGAUAUUACCAUGUCUUUGGUGAGGGUGAGCUUGAGAGGUUGGUAUCUGGCAUGGACAACAUCAUAGUUGUUGAUCGUUUUUAUGACAAAUCAAACUGGUGUAUUAUUCUCGAGAAGACAUGCUGACACAAUCAGGUGUGGAGAUCAUGGAUCUAUUGCGGUGGGAACUGGUACAUUCUCAUGCUGAUGCCAAAGCCUGCAAGUUAUGUGCCUGAGCACAAUAUAUGUUUUGAGUAUGAAUUUUCAGAGAAUCAUUCAUUCCAUAAACGAGUGGACAAGGGUAUGAUUGAGGCCGAGUUUUCACUUUUUGGCCAAAAUUUUGUGGGUUUUCACUGUUAGUGUAGAUUGCCGGCAUGAAACGGUCGGAAAUGCCAAGAUGGCAUGAAGCAACUGAUCACUAUGGUCUGCAACUCACUGUACUCAUGAUGUGCUUAUCUGUUCUAUAGCUGCCAUUUUGAUUCUUUGUA